Polistes canadensis is the source of this 4674-nucleotide messenger RNA. RefSeq lists its product as uncharacterized. The record is from RefSeq and is a predicted model, not a curated record. Gene Ontology annotation, molecular function: microtubule binding. Gene Ontology annotation, biological process: negative regulation of centriole replication. The transcript has 16 exons. Bases 618 to 3143 code for a protein of 841 amino acids. NCBI's taxonomy places the organism in Eukaryota, Metazoa, Arthropoda, Insecta, Hymenoptera, Vespidae.
AGGGAGUAACCACGGGGGAGUAACGUUGCGGAAUAUCGACCCGGUACGGUUUAGCGCUUGCGCCCCCGGUCACAACCCUCCUGCCAUGACUCGAUGGUGGUGAUGGUGGUGGUGGUAGCCGUCUUGCCGGCGACGCGGCGCCCUACGCAACGUCGGUGCGAUCGGUGGUGCGACGUUGGACCAGUGCUUCUCACGAUUCCGUUCUUGCUCUGUUCGUCUCGUCGUUUCGUCUCGUCGUCUAACCUCGACAAGUCCUCGACGUCGUUCUCUUCAGUGGAGAAUAAGAAGGACGGACUAUAAAAAAAAAAGAGCACUUUCUUCGUUAAAAUUACAUCGAUUAUAAUCGUCAAAUUUAAGACGUAUAAAAAGAAGAAGAAGAUAAAUAAAGGAGAAUAGGAAGGAUAAUAAGAAAGUACGAGAAGGAAGAAGAUAGAAAAAAAAAAAAAAAAAAAAUUCGUGAAUCUUAAUUGUGUAAAUUCUGUAACUGUCGGGAAUAUUAUACGGGAGGAAGACAACCUGGCCUGGCCCGUGGGCAAAAUCGUCGUUUGUAACGGCCCCGUCGCUGUAAUAGCGGCCGUGUGUCACCAUCCUUUCACUGCCCCAUACACCGCGGCCUCAUGAUCGGUUCAUUCUGGAACCUUUGUCGUGCGUGUCCUUCGAUGCCGAUUGACAAGCAGCUCCAUUCGGAAUACAGGAGCACGUACACAUGGCACGAAUAUACAGGGCCGCAACAAGAGCAUACGAUUGUUCGUCGGGCGCCUCAACCACCACCGACGUCCACCAAACAGGCGAACGCAAAACUGCAGUCGGCGAAGUCAACCGAGGACGAAAACAGCGAAGGACCUACCUUAGAACCGCCAUUGCCAAGAAGAAAGAAAUGUCCCGAAUUGGCAUACAAGACUCACGAAUUUCUUCCGGCAGCGGAUGGCGGUGGCGUGGACGUUAUAGAUUCGAAUCUCGUAGCUGAUAAAGUUCAGGAAGUAACAAGCACGGUACCAACUAGUCAACUGAGUAAAGCGAUAUCUCGUAUCAGCACUGAAUACCGUUUACAAUUCGCAUGGCCUAGACGACCCCAAUUAACGAACGGCGAUGCAGGAGCACCGAUUAUAUCGACGGGAGCAUCCUUAGGUGCCGGUGGACCUCCACGAAAAUCUCUCAGCAUGGGAGCACUCAAACAGGGUAUCGUACCUUCUGGUCCCGCGCCAGUUCAUAAAAAAAGACCUGGAGAUGUGGAUCACAAACGGGACGGUGUCCAAGCAUCCGAAUUAGAACCAUUGGUAGGCGGGACAGGUACGGAUACUAUCGACGGAACGGUUCUAGAAGGUGACGAACGUGAAGAGGAUACGUCAGAUUUAAAGAUAGCGUUCAGGGGUAGAAAAUCAGGGGGUAAAACCGUAAGGAUAUCGGGAAGUGACGAUAAAGCGGCGAGCAAAUCGCAAGAGAAACCAUUCCCUACGGCUGAGGUGAUUGAACUAAGACGACUCGCUGACGAGUACAAGCAUCGUGACUGGGGUUGCGGUCUGACAGCCGAGGAUGAAGCUUCCCUGUGGAAACGAGUCUCCAGUAACCACGCUCUCAACGCUCUGUCUCUUGCCAGAUCGGUGACGAAGGAGGAAAAGAACAAAGAAAAUACGAGGAAAGUGACCCCGGUUAUAGCGAUGAUGACGAUGCCGCCAGCAGGUAGACCAUCCUCAGUUCAAGCAAGACCUAUUCAUGGUACACAGCAAGAUGAUUUGAAAUUGGAUACUGAAAAAACCGUAGCUCGCGCGAGAAAAGAUUUCUUGAUCCGUCAUCACCUGGAUCGUACUACUGGUGUAGGCGACGGUGCACUACUCCCCUCUCCAACGAGAGAGAAGUUGGAGCCCGUAAUACCACGACGACGCGAGGAAUCGAAAGAGCACCGAGACGAGAUUCAACCAAGAACGAAGUCAAGUCCGAAGAACAGUCCGCGUACUGGACGUUCCCAGAGUCUUGGACCUACCGUUACCGAACGUAGAUCACCGAAACGGCAACCUCCACGUGCACCAUCAGUGACAAAGGAUAUGAAGGAGAAAGAAAGAGAGAAGGAAUUUAAGGAUAAAGAUAGAGAUCAAAAGGAUAGAAGCGCUGAAAUCGAGAGACAACGACCAAUGACUGCGGAGCCUCAAUUGAAUGGCGAUGCAACGGGAGGUGAUUCGAGCGUGGCAUCAACUCCUCCAUCGCAAACUCGUGUUAUAUCAGCUGGUGCUGGUACUUGGAUCGAUGAUGAACCAGUCGUAAAGAGUCCACCAGAGCCAACGCGUGUAAAAUCGCCAGAACAAAUGAUUAUGCGCUCUCCUGAACCGGUUAACUGGACAGUGCCCCUCGAUACCGGGAAGACGUUUACCGUUACGCAAAACGUCAGAGAGGAGCCCCUAACGCGUCCUCAUAGUGAAGCAAAGACGUGGGCACCGUCCUGCGUACCAUCGGCACCGCAAUCGGCACCUCCGGAACUAGCGGCUCAGCACAAGUCGCAGCAUCAUUCUCAACAUUCUGGUUAUAAGUCGCCAGAAAGUGAGAGCGUUUCUCUUGGCAGUUUCGGUGGGAUUACCGAUCAAAAAGAGGACAUAGAUUCGGGACGUGCAAGUCCUUGUUCGUUGCCGACAAAGGUGGAAAAUGUGUCCGCUGGGGAAUCUGUGAUCACACCUGGUCAAGAUGAAAAGAAAUCAUACGAUGCUGGUGGGGAACAGGAUAAAGGAGAAGCAGUGAAAUCGAUAGGUAGUAGCAAUAUAAAAUGUCUCGAGGAUCCUAUGUUCGAAUUAGAACGUAAAAAGAUCGAGUCGGGUGCUCCUACGACAGCAACAACACCAACAACAACGGCGACGACGACGACAACGAAGCGGGCGUCGUAUUUAUGGUGUGAUCCGAACGCAGGUAGCGAAGGAAUUGCAGGAGGAGGUGGCGGUGGUGGUGGAGGUGGUAGUAAUGGAAGUGGAGAAACAGGAACGCCUAUCAGCAGCACCACAACCACCACCAGCGCCACGGGUGGUUAUCAUGUGUUAGAGGCACCGCCGGUUCAGGUGAUACCAGGUACGGCUCAUCGUUCUACGGCGACCGACGUCUUCGAAAAAGCACGAAACCGCUUCGAUAAAUUCUGGGGAAAGGGUAGUCCCGCUGAGAAUUAGAAUCCUACGAAAUAAACUAGUAGUUAUGACCGCGACAAUGAAUUCAAAGAGGAGGGGAAUACGUACGUGCAGAACGAGAGCAGAGUUGUUCAUGAGAAGCGAUCAAGGAGAGGGAGAGGGAGAAGGUGGGAGGAAGGAGUUUGUUUAUAAACUUCCAAUGGAGUUCCUGACAUCAGCAGCUAUCCCGUCGUUUCCUUCGUUCGUAAAACGUUAAACAAGUUCAAACGCGCGUACAUGCGAGCACGUACAAUUAUUUAAUCAUUUAAUUGGAAGCUAUUGUAAAUGGAAUAGAUAUAUCAGGUUUUUGUACGAGUGUUAGAAAGAAUUCAAGACUCCGGAGAAAUUACAUCUUUUAUUAGGAGAUAAGAGAAAUAAACGAAGAAAGAACGAACGAACGAACGAACGAACGAACAAAUGAAUAAACGAACGAACCAACCAACCAACCAUUAGGUAGAAUCCCGAUCUAAUGGUUAUUACUAUCGAAGAAGACAGAUAAAGAGAAGAAAGCGUGCGAGCGAAAGCAACGGCAGGAUCGCAGAUAUGGAUGCGUAUAAAGGCUUCGAGGAUUCCUUUCGGGAUUACGUUUUCGAAACGUUACAGUUCGCGUGUCUCAUAUUCGUUAGUGCGUUGUAUAACAUAGCCGUCACGUGUGGGUGACAACACCGAACAACAUCUUGUAUCGAGAUUCAUGUAAGUAGACGUUGAGUGUCUGAAGGAUAGGUAUCGAUGUCGUUAAAGUCUUGGAAGCUGCGUGCGAAUACAUAUAAGUUAUAAAUUGGAGUGAUAUUAAAUUCGUCGAUAAUAAUAUUCUCACAUAGAUAAAAAUCAAUGUCACAUUCGUGGUAACCGUAUGUAUGAUAUACGUUUGUUAUUUUACAUACAUACAUACAUCAGUAUUGAAUAUUUAAAGUAAAUGCAAAUACUUAUAUGUAAACGUACGAAACUUCCUUUACGUUAGAUUCAAGUAAUCAUGAAAGACCCAUCCAGUAAAAGUGCCGAGAGGCGUGCAAUUUCUUUUUUGUUUAUCUUUUUGUUUUCGGAGUGCUUGGUGAAUUUUAAUCAAGAAGAAAUAUAAAAGGAAGAAAAUAAAUAAAAACAAAAAAAGAGAUAAAGAAAGCACGUCGAAUCGACUAUUAAGAAAGACGCAAUGCAAGGCUUGUCAUGCACCACUCUUUUUAGAAGCAAAAAGAAAAAAAGGUACAUAGCCUUCAGCUACUUCAUGCGUUUUAUAUUUAUAAAAUCUAAAAACACAAAGGGAUACAUGUUGUAUAUGUAUGCGUAUGCACCGGUGCAUAUAUCUAAAGGUGUGUUGUUGUAUGUGUUCAAUACAUACAUACGUUUGAUAUACACAUGACUGCACAUUUAGAUAUACACUUGUGCAUAUGCCUACAAAUGUAUUGUUGAUGUGUAAAAUACAUAUGUUCGGUAUACGUAUGACACACGCAUAGAGGAUGCAUGCGCAUGCAAGCGCGUGCAUGUACACACACACACACACAUAUAUAAACAUACAGUACGUAUUAUACAAAACACA